Andrographis paniculata is the source of this 4285-nucleotide messenger RNA. RefSeq names its product probable phospholipid-transporting ATPase 4. The coding region runs from base 382 to 4017 and encodes 1211 amino acids. Gene Ontology annotation, cellular component: plasma membrane. Gene Ontology annotation, biological process: phospholipid translocation. The transcript is spliced from 11 exons. Lineage: Eukaryota; Viridiplantae; Streptophyta; Magnoliopsida; Lamiales; Acanthaceae. Gene Ontology annotation, molecular function: magnesium ion binding; ATP hydrolysis activity; ATPase-coupled intramembrane lipid carrier activity. The record is from RefSeq and is a predicted model, not a curated record.
GAAGGCUUCGGAAGAUUAGAGAGAGAAAGAGAGAGGAGAGAGAAAGCGGCGUCAAUGCGGGAUUUCGCAUCUCUAUCUGACUAAGGCUGUUUCGGCGUCUGUCUUCGCCGGUCGAUCGGCGUUUUGACUUCGUCGUUGAAGUUUUUGGCAACCGACAUUGCUGCAGCUUAGCUGAGAUUGGAAGCGGCGAGCUCUGCAUUUCCGUUUUCUUUGCUGAGGUGGUCCGCUGCAGCCUCACUUAAAAUUCAGAUUCUUUUAAGAUUGGCAUUUCUAGUUAUCAUGCAGCACAGUGAUCAUAUAAUGAAUUCUUUCACUUACGACGACGUGGGCUUGCGCAUGAAUCACUUAUAAAGGUGUCAUUGAGCUUUGAAAUAUUCACAAAUGCCUGGGGGAAGAAUAAGGGCGAGGAUCCGGAGGGGUUAUCUGCACACAUUUGGUUGCCAUUGGUCACAUCCUACUGAGGAAGAUGGAUCAAUUGAUAUCCUACAGCCAGGUUUCUCUCGGAUUGUUUACUGCAACCAGCCAGAGAAACAUGACCAUAAACCUCUCAAGUACCGCUCGAAUUAUACUACUACCACUAAGUACAAUAUAAUUACGUUCUUCCCAAAGGCCAUAUUUGAGCAAUUCAGACGAGUCGCCAACUUGUACUUUCUUCUGGCUGCAGCCUUGUCACUGACUCCUAUCACACCCUUUGGCCCUCUCAGUAUGAUAGCUCCGUUGGCUUUUGUGGUUGGAUUGAGUAUGGCUAAAGAAGCUCUUGAAGAUUGGCGAAGAUUUAUACAGGAUAUGAAGGUUAACUUAAGAAAAGCUAUGGUGCAUAAAAAGGAUGGUGUAUUUGGUUACAAACCAUGGAUGAAGCUUCGCGUCGGAGAUGUAGUGAAAGUAGAAAAGGAUCAAUUCUUCCCUGCAGAUUUACUUCUUUUGUCUUCGUGUUACGAAGAUGGAAUAUGUUAUGUUGAGACUAUGAACUUAGAUGGCGAGACAAAUCUGAAGGUAAAACGAGCCUUGGAGGUAACAUUACCAUUGGACGAGGAUUCAGCUUUCAAGGACUUUAGUGCUACAAUCAAGUGUGAGGAUCCCAACCCAAAUCUUUAUACCUUUAUUGGUAAACUGGAAUAUGAUCGCCAGGUCUAUUCUCUUGAACCUGGUCAGAUCCUUCUUCGUGAUUCGAAGCUUCGAAACACUGCAUUUAUUUAUGGGGUGGUGAUAUUCACUGGCCAUGAUAGCAAAGUCAUGCAAAAUUCUACGGAGUCGCCUUCCAAAAGGAGUAAGAUUGAGAAACAAAUGGACAAAAUAAUAUAUAUCCUUUUCAGUCUUCUGGUGUUCAUCUCACUCAUCAGCAGUAUAGGAUUCAUUGUGAAGACUAAAUAUGAUUUGCCAAAAUGGUGGUAUUUACGAGUACCAGACCCCAAACGUCUCUAUGAUCCUGGCAGACCCCUAGAGUCCGGUUUUUACCAUUUGAUUACUGCCCUUAUAUUGUAUGGAUAUUUGAUCCCUAUAUCUCUCUAUGUAUCAAUUGAGGUGGUAAAGGUCCUCCAGGCUCAAUUCAUAAACAGUGAUAUUCAUAUGUAUGACGAAGAGACUGGAACUCCAGCUCAGGCUCGGACAUCGAACUUAAAUGAGGAAUUAGGGCAGGUUGAUACAAUCCUAUCUGAUAAAACUGGUACAUUGACUUGCAACCAAAUGGACUUUCUUAAAUGCUCCAUUGCUGGUACAGCAUAUGGCACUCGUGCUAGCGAUGUAGAACUUGCUGCUGCCAAAAAGAUGGCCAACUCAACAGAGGAAAAUGGAGAAUUUGUAGAAGAAGAAAUUCAAUUGGAGUCUGUUGUUACAUCAAAAGCUGAAGAAAUUCAUAAACCUCCUCCAGUAAAGGGGUUUAGCUUUGAGGAUAGCCGUCUCAUGAAUGGAAAUUGGUUGAAGGAGCCCAAUCUAGAUGCCAUCUUGUUAUUUUUCAGAAUACUAGGUGUUUGUCACACUGCAAUUCCAGAGGAAAAUCAGGAGACUGGAACCUUUACCUAUGAAGCAGAAUCCCCAGAUGAAGGAGCAUUUGUUGUUGCUGCCAGAGAAUUUGGUUUUGAAUUCUGUAAAAGAACUCAAUCAAGUGUAUGUGUCCGUGAGCGAUAUCCUUCAUUUCAACAGCCUGUUGAAAGGGAGUACAAAGUCCUGAAUCUGUUGGAUUUUACUAGCAAAAGGAAGAGAAUGUCUGUAAUUGUUAGGGAUGAGGAGGGUCAAAUUCUUCUGUUUUGCAAAGGUGCCGACAGCAUUGUCUUUGAAAGAUUAUCGAGGAAUGGAAGAAUGUAUGAGGAAGCUACCACAAAGCAUUUGAACGAUUAUGGGGAUGCUGGAUUACGAACACUUGUUCUUGCAUAUAAGAAACUUGAUGAGGCAGAUUAUAAUGGUUGGAAUGAGGAGUUCAACAAAGCAAAAACCAUGUUUGGUAGUGAUCGGGAAGCAAAUCUUGAGCGGAUUUGUGAUGUGAUGGAAAGGGACUUGAUACUUGUUGGUGCAACUGCUGUAGAGGACAAAUUACAGAAAGGAGUGCCACAGUGCAUCGACAAACUGGCACAAGCAGGUCUGAAAAUCUGGGUUCUGACAGGCGAUAAGAUGGAGACUGCAAUUAAUAUAGGGUUUGCAUGUAGUUUACUUCGGCAGGGCAUGAAGCAAAUUUGUAUUACAACAAAUGUUGAAACAGCCGGGCACGAAUCUAAACAGGCUGCAAAAGAAGAUAUCUCUAUGCAAAUUACCAAUGCAAGCCAGAUGGUUAAAUUGGAAAAGGAUCCUCAUGCUGCAUUCGCAUUGAUUAUUGAUGGGAAAACUCUCACUUAUGCACUUGAGGAUGAUAUGAAGCACCAAUUUUUGAAUUUAGCCGUUGAUUGUGCUUCUGUAAUAUGCUGUCGAGUCUCGCCAAAGCAGAAAGCUCUGGUAACGAGGUUAGUGAAAGAGGGAACCGGGAAAAUCACAUUAGCAAUAGGUGAUGGCGCAAAUGAUGUUGGUAUGAUUCAAGAAGCAGACAUUGGCAUUGGCAUCAGUGGAUGUGAGGGAAUGCAGGCUGUGAUGGCAAGUGACUUUGCAAUUGCACAGUUUCGAUUUCUGGAGAGGCUUUUGGUUGUACACGGACACUGGUGCUACAAAAGGAUUGCUCAGAUGAUAUGUUACUUCUUCUACAAGAACAUCGCUUUCGGCCUCACAAUCUUCUACUUCGAGGCUUUUGCUAGCUUCUCCGGACAGUCCGUGUACGACGACUGGUACAUGCUGCUAUUUAACGUCGUCCUCACUUCAUUGCCCGUCAUUUCACUCGGAGUGUUUGAACAGGAUGUCGACUCCGAAGUAUGCCUCCAGUUUCCAGCAUUAUACCAGCAAGGCCCGAAAAAUCUCUUCUUCGAUUGGCAACGGAUAUUCGGAUGGAUGGGAAACGGCCUCUACACAUCCCUCAUCAUCUUCUUCCUAAACAUCAUCAUCUUCUACGACCAAGCAUUCCGCGCCGGCGGGCAGACUGCAGACAUGACUGCUGUCGGGACGACGAUGAUGACCUGCGUGAUAUGGGCCGUGAACUGCCAGAUAGCUCUAACGAUGAGCCACUUCACAUGGAUCCAACACUUCCUCGUCUGGGGCAGUGUCCUAACCUGGUACCUAUUCCUGUUCGUCUACGGCGAAUCCUCGUACGCCUUGCAGGUCAACGCCUUCCGGGUCCUCCGGGAAAUCCUGGCCCCAGCUCCUCUCUACUGGUCGGCGACACUCCUGGUAACGAUCGUGUGCAACCUCCCGUACCUGGCACACAUAUCGUUCCAAAGGACGUUCAAUCCGCUGGAUCACCACAUAAUUCAGGAGAUCAAGUACUAUAAGAAGCACAUCGAAGACGGGCACAUGUGGCACCGGGAGAAGUCGAAGGCCCGCGAGAAGACGAAGAUCGGAUUCUCGGCGAGAGUCGAUGCUAAGAUCAGGCUGCUGAAGGGCAGGCUGAAUAAGAAGUAUUCCAGCAUUAGCAACCAUUCUUCUGGGCUGCAAUUGCAGACGUAGUAUAGCAUUUGUAAUGGUGCAUGUACUUGUUCUUUUUUUUAAUUUUUUUUUUAAACUUCUUCUUGUUUGCCACUGUGAUUUUUUGGGGGAUAGUUUUGGAUCGGAGAGGUUUGAAGGAAUAUGGAUUGGAUUGAGAUUUGUAUGGUUGUUGUGUUUGGAGCCAUUUUUGAGGCUCUUGUAAAGUUAGCCACUCCUGCCUGUGUGUAAAGUAAGUAUUGCAAUUCAAUUUGUAUUACUUUUACGCUUAUCUAUUUUGCAGUCCUAUUUU